Molecule: messenger RNA, 1561 nt
Organism: Lepidothrix coronata (blue-crowned manakin)
Lineage: Eukaryota; Metazoa; Chordata; Aves; Passeriformes; Pipridae
Product: histone H1.03
Exons: 2
Coding region: 12-692 (226 amino acids)
Biological process (GO): nucleosome assembly
Cellular component (GO): nucleosome
Molecular function (GO): structural constituent of chromatin; DNA binding
Source: RefSeq, a predicted model, not a curated record
CCGAAGGAAGCAUGGCUGAGACUGCUCCCGUCGCUGCGCCCGAUGUCGCCGCCGCCGCCCCGGCUCCGGCUAAGGCUCCUGCUUCCAAGAAGCCGAAGAAAGCGGCGGGCGGUUCCAAAGCCCGCAAGCCCGCGGGGCCCAGCGUCGCCGAGCUCAUCACCAAGGCCGUGUCCGCCUCCAAGGAGCGCAAGGGGCUCUCCCUCGCUGCGCUCAAGAAGGCGCUGGCUGCCGGCGGCUACGAUGUGGAAAAAAGUAACAGCCGCAUCAAGCUGGGAAUCAAGAGCCUUGUCAGCAAAGGCAUUUUGGUGCAGACCAAGGGCACUGGCGCCUCCGGCUCUUUCCGCCUUAGCAAGAAACCUGGAGAAGUGAAGGAAAAGGCUCCUAAGAAGAAAACAACUGCAGCCAAGCCUAAAAAGCCAGCGACUAAGAAACCUGCCAGCGCCGCCAAGAAGCCCAAGAAGGCAGUGACAGCGAAGAAGAGUCCUAAGAAAGCCAAGAAGCCGGCGGCUAGCGUGGCCAAGAAAGCAGCCAAGAGCCCCAAAAAGGCGACAAAGGCUGCUAAGCCUAAAAAAGUGGCGGCAGUAGCGAAGAGCCCUGCCAAGGCAAAAGCGGUGAAGCCAAAGGCAGCAAAGCCAAAGGCAGCCAAGCCAAAAGCAGCGAAAGUAAAGAAGGCAGCGCCCAAGAAAAAAUAAAUGGUUCGGAGAAAAUCCUGUCUGCCUUGCAGAUAAACCCAACGGCUCUUUUAAGAGCCACCCAAGUUUUCACAAAAGGAGCUGAAACUUCUUUUUUACAUCUCGGGGGAGGGGGUGGGUGGGUGUGUCUGUGCGCGCACGCGUACAGUUUUAACCUUUUUUUUUUCCGUUGCUCUCGCUUACUUUCAGGUGGACUUGGUAAUAAAUUUCCGCGCUCUUGUUUUUUACAGGUGCUGGGCAGCACCGCAGCACAGCUGAUUUCAAGAAAGUCCCCUGGCGUUGGUGCAAAUACCCUCCCGUUAUCCGCAAGGAAUAGGUGCGAGCCCGGAGUCUCCGUUGGUAGUUAAACAGCGCUCAGGGCGUCCCGGCUCUUGGGAGCAGGGCUGGCAGUGUAGUUUCUCCUAUCAGCCUGGAGACGGGAGAGCCGCGUUCUGAAGCACCUCCCUCCGCCCCCGGAGACCGACAGAUUUCGAAAAGCCCGCGCUGCGUAAAGAUUGGCCGCCCCGCUCUUGGGCUUUUCUACUGCCCAGCAGUUUUCAGGUUAAAAAGGCGUUUCACCUUUUAUAAGUUCACUCGGAAGAGGCUUAAGAACUUCCUGGUCCUCCACUUCGGUGCUGAAACUCCUGCGCCUUGGCGCUGCCGGGCUCGGCUCUUAGCUGGGUGUUCGUUUCGUCAGUGGAGGCGCUCGGAGACGGCGUUGGGCGCGGUAGGAACCCGCGGGGGUCGGAGCCUCCCUCGUGUAUCCCCCUAACCCUGAAACGGCCUCGUUUCCCCGAUGAACCUGUUUUUCUAAAUAUGGGUUCUUUCAGCUGGCGUGCAAGCCAUAUACAGAGUCGAAAUAUUUGAUUUUAUAUCAUAUCAAUGCAGAG